UAUGACUGAGGCCUUUACCAGAGCAUUUCCUAUAAGUGGUUGCCCUGAUUUUUUUUUUCUCCACCCAUUAGUAUCACGGUUUCAAACUUCAGCAAACCCUAAUUCUCAGUGUAGAAACCUUUGCAUCUCCCCUUGGAAGCCUUAAUUAUCGUCCAUAGAAGGAAUUAAGGAACCUCUGCAAAUCCAGGUUCAUUUUGCCAUUAAUGGAGACAUCUGAAGCUCUGGAUUCGAGCUUAUUUGAGGAGUUGGAUGAGAAUGGUUUCCUCCUUUCUGAUUUUUUGUGUGAAGAAGUUGCUGAAGGAGCAGGUAUGGAGGGCAACGCUGGCCAUGAAAGCUUUGCUGAAGCUUUUUACAGGUCUGGAUCAGAUUGGUCUUGCUUGGUUCAAGAGGAUUUAUCUGAUUUGAAGCCAGAAAUCGCGAGUUCUUCGUCCAAGAAGGUUGUACAGGCUGAUCUAUUCAAACUAUGGGGUCUGAAGAAACCGGUUCAAUCCAAGAAUGAGACGAAGUUGGCCCCUUCAAGGAAGAGAACAGUGGAUUUAGAAUCCAUAGACGAUCAAAGUGGGAGAAAGCUUCUUCGAUCCAGUGAUGAAAUCAAUCCAAACUCUAAUCAGCAGCGAACCUGCCCAUUUUACAAGAAAAUUCAUGGGACCCCAUUCACUGUUGAUGCAUUUCGUUACGGUCUUAUUGAGGGAUGUGCUGCAUAUUUCCUUAGCCACUUCCAUUAUGAUCAUUAUGGUGGAUUAAGCAAGAAAUGGUCACAUGGACCUAUCUAUUGCACCCACCUAACUGCUCGCCUAGUAAAAUUGUCUUUAUCAGUAAAUCCUAGGUUCAUUUGUCCUAUGGAGUUGGACACUGAAUACAUUAUUGAAGGUGUAAAGGUGACAAUGCUCGAAGCCAAUCAUUGUCCUGGUGCAGCUCUGAUUCAUUUUCGUCUUAAAGAUGGUCGGUGCUAUCUACACACCGGUGAUUUCAGAGCAUGUAGAGAGAUGCAGAGUCAUCCACUUCUGAUGGCUCAAAUGGUCAAUGUUCUCUACCUGGAUACAACAUAUUGUAAUCCAAAGUACAGAUUCCCAUUGAAGGAGGACGUUGUGAAUUUUGUGGUGAGGAUUACUAAAAGUAGUGUUGCAAAGCAGCCAAAGACCCUCAUUGUUGUUGGGGCAUACAGCAUUGGCAAGGAGCAUGUAUAUCUUGCAAUUUCUGAGGCAUUAGGAGUUCAGAUUUAUGUGGAUUCUUCCAGAAAACGGAUUCUGCAGUCCUAUGGUUGGUCUGGACUCGAUAAAAGGCUUUGCUCUGAUGGAAAGAGUACACCAUUGCAUGUUCUGCCCAUUUCAUCCUUGCACCCUGAGAGGUUGAAGAAGUAUUUAGAGGCCUACAGACAUCAGUAUUUGUCGGUGUUAGCAUUUAGACCAACAGGCUGGACAUUCUCGGAGAAGAUUGGGAGUCAGUUGGAUUUAAUCAAACCCAAUAGCAAGGGAAACAUUACGAUCUACGGUGUUCCAUACAGUGAGCAUUCUAGCUUUACGGAACUCAGGGAUUUUGUUCAGUUCCUUCGGCCUGAAAAGAUCAUACCAACUGUCAAUGUUGGAAAAGCUGCUGCUCGUGACCAGAUGCACUCACAUUUUCGGGAAUGGCUGAAAGCUUAACAAUCGAGAGGUGUUAACAGUCGUGACUAUCUCUCUACCAAUGGUGGCUCUCAUUGCCUUCUUCAAUAAACUUCCUCUUUUCAUGUAUGGAACUUUAGACCUUGAAUUUUGAUAAUUUAUUAGACGAGCUGAUUGGGCCCUGCAAAACUGUGAGCAAAUGAUUUUGACCUUUAUCUUGUUGGGGAAAAAGGUCAUACGACAUUCUGCCGGCAAUUUUUCAAAGAUUCAAGAUACGCGUAGCACACCACAACAUGCAAGGGGAAGAGAAAAGAAGAUUUUGUAAGUCGUAAGAUGUCAUCUUUAUAGAGCCUUUGAGAUGAAAGGAAUGCAUGAUGAUCUUGAACUCAAUGGGUUUGUUCUCAUUCUUUACAAAUAGUGAGUCAGUUCCAGGUUUGGUGAGUCACAUGGAAAGCAGCGAGCCGGAAUCAUGAAGAGUCCAGAUUCCAUGCCUACAUACCCCAAAGCGGUAUGCAAACAUCUCUUCAAAAUAAGAAUCUGUUUUGUAUUGUAUACUUUUCUCAUUAGUAAUCUGUGAUUUGUACUAAAGUGGAGAUAGCUAGCAGAAUUGGUGCUCUGUCUCUUCAUAACUAGUUGUAGUCUCAAAAUGUAAAUUAUAAAGUCUCUGUGGUUCAGAGUUUAUUGUAUCAGGGGUGUGCCUAUCCAUGGAUGAUUUUUCCAUU
Molecule: messenger RNA, 2323 nt
Organism: Amborella trichopoda
Lineage: Eukaryota; Viridiplantae; Streptophyta; Magnoliopsida; Amborellales; Amborellaceae
Gene: SNM1
Product: DNA repair metallo-beta-lactamase family protein
Biological process (GO): interstrand cross-link repair; double-strand break repair via nonhomologous end joining
Molecular function (GO): damaged DNA binding; 5'-3' DNA exonuclease activity
Source: RefSeq, a predicted model, not a curated record